AUGCCACCCCAGACCGUGCCGUGCCAGUACCGAACGGGCAAGACGCUCGGAAGCGGCACUUACGCCGUCGUAAAGGAGGCAGUCCAUAUCAAGACCAACAAGUACUAUGCUUGCAAGGUCAUUAACAAGAAGCUCAUGGAGGGUCGCGAGCACAUGGUACGCAAUGAGAUUGCGGUGCUGAAAAAGGUGUCGAGCGGACACAAGAAUAUCGUGACUCUUCACGAUUAUUUCGAGACGGCCCACAACCUCUAUCUCGUAUUCGACUUGUGUACGGGUGGCGAGUUGUUUGACCGCAUUUGCGCCAAGGGCAAUUACUACGAGGCCGAUGCCGCCGAGCUUGUCCGGACCAUCAUGCUCGCUGUUCAGCACAUCCACGAUGCGGGCAUCGUUCAUCGUGAUCUCAAGCCCGAAAACUUGCUGUUCCGCACCAAAGCGGAGGAUGCAGAUAUCAUGAUUGCUGAUUUCGGUCUCUCUCGCGUCAUGGACGACGACAAGUUCACCCUCCUUACUGAAGUCUGUGGUACUCCAGGCUACAUGGCUCCCGAGAUCUUCAAGAAGUCCGGUCACCACAAGCCCGUCGACAUCUGGGCAAUGGGUGUCAUCACAUACUUCUUGCUGUGUGGAUACACGCCAUUUGAUCGUGAUAACCAACAGCAAGAAAUGGAGGCCAUCAUCCGUGGCGACUAUCGCUUUGAGCCAGCUGAGUAUUGGGCUAACGUCUCCGAGACUGCCAAGGACUUUGUUCGUUACUGCCUAACCAUCGAUCCUAACAAGCGUCCGACCGCCGCUCAGGCACUUGAGCACAAAUGGCUAGUUGACAUUUCUCAGCACUUCGUGCCUGAGAGUGAGACAGGCCAGCCCACCAACUUGUUGCCCCACAUUCAGAAGCAAUUUGAUGCUCGCAAGACCUUCCGCAAGGCCGUACUUGGCAUGAUGGCAAUGCGCCGCAUGUCCACGAUGCCGAUGAAGACGUCGCAACUCGCGCUGGAUGUCGAGCAAUACCGGAAGGAUGCAGAGGAGGAACACGUCGACGAGGUACUUGCAAAGCCUGAGGAUCUUAGUUCACCAUCUACCCCCACUGCCGCUACUUCUUCUACCCCUCCCCCUUCAUCUACGCCACCUGCCCCGUCCUCUGUUCCACCUGCUGCUGUGCACGCUCCUGUUCCUACUACCCCAUCCAUGACCCAAACCCAAGCCUCUCCUAAAGCUCCUUCUCCUGCCCCCAAUCUUCCUAAAGCCCCAUCACCGGCUCCCCCAUCUACCAGCAGUUCGGACGGUGGCAAGCGUGGCGGGGGAUCUCAUCGUUCCAGUUCCGGACACUGGUGGCAGCGGUUGACGCGCCAUUUGCCGUAA
Messenger RNA from Rhizoctonia solani, 1353 nucleotides. RefSeq names its product calcium/calmodulin-dependent protein kinase. Bases 1 to 1353 code for a protein of 450 amino acids. NCBI's taxonomy places the organism in Eukaryota, Fungi, Basidiomycota, Agaricomycetes, Cantharellales, Ceratobasidiaceae. Gene Ontology annotation, molecular function: ATP binding; calmodulin binding; calcium/calmodulin-dependent protein kinase activity. The transcript is spliced from 7 exons. The record is from RefSeq and is a predicted model, not a curated record. Gene Ontology annotation, biological process: protein phosphorylation; cellular response to oxidative stress.